AUGUUAAAAACCAUAACAUGUUUGUUUUUUCUGGGAUUUUUCAAAAAUUCCAUAGCACAACAAGUUUUGGACUGUAAUCGAUUGGUUGGAAAUUUCGUUGGCCAAAAAAUCGCAUUUGCUCGACCCAUGGAGAUAGGCGAUGUUAUUACAUGGAAUGGUACCGUAUUCAGUCAACCAUCAACAAUUGGCGCAAAUUUGGCCACCGCAUCAGAAAUCCCACUUCAUAUCAGACAAGACAUGCCACAACAACACACAAUUUUUAAUAAUAAUAAUGGGGGAUGGGGCAGAGAGCUUUUUGGACCACCACUUCUUCAGUUGGGUCAGCCUUUUCAGAUCUCUGUGAAACUUGACUAUCUUGCGUUCCGAAUUUUUUCUAACAACGUUGAAGUUUAUCAAUUUCCCAUAAGAACUGCGAAUUGGAAUGCUAUAACUUAUUGGGGAAUGUUAGAUAACUAUUCGCAGACAAAUUGGCUGGAAAUGAACUGUAUACGGUCACCGACCACGACUAGGGCACCAAGGACAAGAAGGCCAGGGCAUGGGCAUGGUGGUGGACACGGUGGAGGACAUGGAAAUGGUGGAGGAUACGGCGGUGGAAGAUUCUCGAGCUCUGAGAGCUCGGAAAGUUUGCCAUCUGAAUGUUUAAGAAGUUACGCAGCAUCCCCGCAAAACUUUUAUGGGUUUCGAUUUUUUAAUAUUUCUCUUCCGCAAAAUUUUUAUAAAACCCUCUCAAAGAAUCUGUUUGGAAAUUUCGUUGGUCCAAAUAUCUCAUUUUCUCGACCCAUGGAGAUAGGCGAUGUUCUUACAUGGAAUGGUACCGUAUCCAGUCAACCAUCAUCACUUCGCGUCAGUUUUAUCUCACCAACACAAAUCCCAAUUCAUAUCAGACAAGACAUGCCAAAUCAACAUACAAUUUUCAAUAAUGCUGCUGGUGCUCUCUGGGGCAUAGAGGUAUUUGGACCACCACUUUAUCAGUUGGGUCAGCCUUUUCAGAUUUCUAUGAAGUGA
Caenorhabditis briggsae is the source of this 1005-nucleotide messenger RNA. The transcript is spliced from 8 exons. Bases 1 to 1005 code for a protein of 334 amino acids. The record is from RefSeq and is a predicted model, not a curated record. Gene Ontology annotation, cellular component: plasma membrane; membrane raft. Gene Ontology annotation, molecular function: galactoside binding; carbohydrate binding. NCBI's taxonomy places the organism in Eukaryota, Metazoa, Nematoda, Chromadorea, Rhabditida, Rhabditidae.